AAUUAUUGUCAUCUUGACUGAACAACCAAAACAUGACGAGUGUGUUUUGUGUUGGUUUUGCUACAGUUUCUUGAAAAGCUCAACAAGACUAGUUCAAAUAUAAAACCUGACGCCUUUAUCCUUGCAGUCAUAAGUCAGAAAAAGAAAUGGCUACCGAUCCGCUGUUUGGUUGGGACUUAACAUUUAAAACAAUAGAAAAAGAUGUAAAACGAAAAUCUGAUAUUGUUGUUGCUUUUAUUCACUUCAAUUUGACGAAAAGAGGUUUUCGAAGUAUUGGAAUUGGGGAUGAGCGUACAUUAACUGGUGAUGAAGAGUCAAGUGAACUGCUGCCAACAAGCUGGAAUGAUGCUGAGUACUACACCCUGAGAUAUGUCCUUCAGUCCAAACUUUACAUACUGCAUGGGUUGAAUUCUGAUGGCAAUCUGAUCGUCAAUCUGAUGAGGUCUGAAGAUUUAGCAGUAUCAAACAUUGCGGUGAAGAUUGAAGACACAGUGCAAGCUUUAAAUGGAUCUAUAGACAAGAUGAUACCAGGACACAAAGAGUUCAUGUAUAACAUCAAAAGAGAUCUCAUUGAUACAGUCACUGAGAAACCAACCACCUCUUCUGAAACUCAGACCAGGACUGAUGAAAGAAGGCCGCCGGAAGAUCCAUUGCGAGUACCACCAAGACCAAGGCCCAGUGCUGACCCUGAAACUGAUGAUUUGUGGGGUUUGCCACCGAAUCUGCGCAACAUAGGACGCUCAGACUUAGACCCGUUCGCACCUGGAGGCGGCGGAAUGAUUUUCAACCCGUUCGGACCUCGCAGAGAUAUUGAGAACCCGGGCUUAGGAGUGCCAGGAGGUUUACCGAGAGGUGCAGUGCCACCUGGUGCACGUUUCGAUCCGUUCGGCCCGCCUGGCGUGCCCAUGCCCGGUAGGCGACCACCGCCUCCUGACGCCGAUCACCUGCCGCCCCCUGGCUUCGAUGACAGCAUGUUUAUGUAGCAUGUAUUCAGCUAAGUUCAUUAAAUGAGCUGUUAAAUAUAUAAAGUUUAUCUGCAGACUGUAUCUCUGUCGUUUUAUAUCCAAAAUUAAUUCAAUUAAACAUAAAUCAUUUUAA
Molecule: messenger RNA, 1098 nt
Organism: Manduca sexta (tobacco hornworm)
Lineage: Eukaryota; Metazoa; Arthropoda; Insecta; Lepidoptera; Sphingidae
Gene: PI31
Product: proteasome inhibitor PI31 subunit
Exons: 6
Coding region: 147-983 (278 amino acids)
Biological process (GO): proteasome-mediated ubiquitin-dependent protein catabolic process
Molecular function (GO): endopeptidase inhibitor activity; proteasome binding
Source: RefSeq, a predicted model, not a curated record